This is a messenger RNA of Colletotrichum acutatum, 453 nucleotides long. RefSeq lists its product as uncharacterized. Gene Ontology annotation, cellular component: nucleolus. The transcript has 2 exons. The record is from RefSeq and is a predicted model, not a curated record. The coding region runs from base 1 to 453 and encodes 150 amino acids. Lineage: Eukaryota; Fungi; Ascomycota; Sordariomycetes; Glomerellales; Glomerellaceae.
AUGGACGCGCGCGCCCUCCUCCAGUCGCAGGGAUGGCGCGGAAGCGGCCACUCCCUCCACGCGACAGACGACCGCAUCGGCCUCGCGAAGCCGCUCCUCCUGAAUCGCAAAGACAACACCAAAGGUCUGGGCACGAAAGCGCACUUUACUAGCGACACAUGGUGGAUGAACGCCUUUGACGAGCAGCUGCAAGGGUUGGAUACUUCGAAACCGGGCCAAGUGACGCAGACGGUGACGGCGGGCCGGCUGAACCAGAUUGAGAAAGUGUCGGGGGGCAAGUGGAUGCUGUAUGCGAGUUUUGUCAAGGGCGGGUUCUUGGAGGGGACGAUUGAGGGGUUGGAGAGAAUGAAGCAGGAGGGGCAGGUGGAGGAGAGGGUUAGGGAAGUUACUGGUGCUGUGGCGCCGACAAGUUGGGGUAUAUCCAAAAAGCAUUGUUUGAUAGAUAGAAGAUAG